GCAAGUUGAAAGUGAGCAAUCAUGAAUCAUCACAGUCAGAAAGAAGCUUGCUUAACAUGGCUGAUUCAGAUUUCGAGUUCGCAUCUGACAACGGAGUGCUGCCUGUCGAGGUGGACCCAGCUGCAGCUUUCUUAGCUCAGCAAGAAAGCGAAAUAGCGGUGAUAGAGAAUUACGACGAAGGACUCGGAGCUUUGGAGGGAUCCGCUGAGUUCCUCGAACAACCGCCGACAGCUGAUUCACCUGCUCCUGUACAAUAUGAUGCCGGAUUUGCAGAGGCAUCAGCAGCCACGGUAAACGGAAACAUGUUUGUGCUGGAGUCCAACGGUCCCUCGGACAGCUAUGCGGCCAUCGCCCAGGUGGACUCUCUGAGAGCAGAGCCUGAGAGCCUGCGUAAGUGGAGGGAGGAGCAGAAGGCACGGCUGGAGCAACUAGACUCUGCGUCCAAGGCAGCGGAGGCUGAGUGGAAAGAGAAGGCCAAGAAAGAGCUGGAGGACUGGCAUGUGCACCAGAAUGAACAGAUGGAGAAGAACAAGGCCAACAACAGGGCGUCUGAAGAGGCCUUCCUGUCUGAGGCUGACGGCGACAGCCCAGGGACGGAGUGGGAGAGAGUGGCCCGUCUCUGUGACUUCAACCCCAAGACCAACAGGACGGCCAAGGACGUGUCCCGGAUGCGCUCGGUCCUCAUAGCCCUCAAACAGACACCUCUGGUGCGCUAGUACGGCCAAUGGAACGAGGGAGUGGCGACGAAGGUUUCCCUUCUUUUAAAACAGCUCGAGUUAUGAACCCUGUUUGCAUUUAGGCAGAAUGUGUACUAGCCUCUAGUCAUAUAAGUCUUCUACUGGUGUAGGGUUCUUUUAUGUCUCCUAUGUCUCUGCUACGUGUCCCUCCUGUGUCUCUGCUACGCGCCACUCCUGUGUCUCUGCUACGUGUCCCUCCUGUUUCUAACUGGAGGAAAGGUAUAUUGCUCUCCCACCAUCUUUCCUUAUUCUGAUGUAAAUGUCUCCAGUGGAAAUAUAAGUCACUACACCUUUUAACAUGGAACGUUCCGACUGCCCUCUGUCCUUUUAACGUGGAAUGUUCCGACUGCCCUCUGUCCAUUUAACGUGGAACGUUCCGACUGCCCUCUGUCCUUUUAACGUGGAACGUUCCGACUGCCCUCUGUCCUUUUAACGUGGAACGUUCCGACUGCCCUCUGUCCUUUUAACGUGGAACGUUCCGACUGCCCUCUGUCCUUUUAACGUGGAACGUUCCGACUGCCCUCUGUCCAUUUAACGUGGAACGUUCCGACUACCCUCUGUCCAUUUAACAUGGAACGUUCCGACUGCCCUCUGUCCUUUUAACAUGGAACGUUCCGACUGCCCUCUGUCCAUUUAACAUGGAACGUUCCGACUGCCCUCUGUCCUUUUAACAUGGAACGUUCCGACUGCCCUCUGUCCUUUUAACGUGGAACGUUCCGACUGCACGUGGAACGUUCCGACUGCCCUCUGUCCUUUUAACGUGGAACGUUCCGACUGCCCUCUGUCCUUUUAACAUCCCUCAACAAUGCUUCUAUUUGACCACUACAUUACUGACUUUAAGAAAAAUAUUGUUACUGUAAAGUAUUUAAUAAACUCCUCGCUCCUAAACUUCAGAGGAUAUUGGGUCAGACCCUUCUCUCUCUCAAGCAUGAUGA
Oncorhynchus masou masou (cherry salmon) is the source of this 1672-nucleotide messenger RNA. RefSeq names its product clathrin light chain B-like. The record is from RefSeq and is a predicted model, not a curated record. Gene Ontology annotation, molecular function: clathrin heavy chain binding; structural molecule activity. NCBI's taxonomy places the organism in Eukaryota, Metazoa, Chordata, Actinopteri, Salmoniformes, Salmonidae. The transcript is spliced from 6 exons. Gene Ontology annotation, cellular component: clathrin coat of coated pit; clathrin coat of trans-Golgi network vesicle; synaptic vesicle membrane. Bases 57 to 716 code for a protein of 219 amino acids. Gene Ontology annotation, biological process: intracellular protein transport; clathrin-dependent endocytosis.